This is a messenger RNA of Coregonus clupeaformis (lake whitefish), 2191 nucleotides long. It is a transcript of the gene shmt2, whose product is annotated as serine hydroxymethyltransferase 2 (mitochondrial). Gene Ontology annotation, molecular function: cobalt ion binding; serine binding; pyridoxal phosphate binding. The record is from RefSeq and is a predicted model, not a curated record. The transcript has 12 exons. Gene Ontology annotation, biological process: purine nucleobase biosynthetic process; folic acid metabolic process; regulation of oxidative phosphorylation. Lineage: Eukaryota; Metazoa; Chordata; Actinopteri; Salmoniformes; Salmonidae. Gene Ontology annotation, cellular component: BRISC complex; nucleus; cytoplasm. The coding region runs from base 102 to 1613 and encodes 503 amino acids.
CCACUGACUGAUCAACUUCAAAACAGGCUUUCUUAGCGUGACCCUCUCAGAGAGUGAGGUGGUUAGAUUGAACGUUGCUGGCCUUUUGAAAAUUUACGAAUAUGCUGUCAUUGACGUUGAGGCAAAUUGCACGGCCGUUGUGCCAGCGUGCCCCGGUGGCCCUGAGCAGCGUGGGGGCGAGGAGGGGUCAGCAUGCGGCUACCCGUAGUGUGGAGCAGGAGGCCCCAUGGACAGGGCAGGACAGUCUGGCCCAGGAUGACCCAGAGAUGUGGGACCUGCUGCGGAAAGAGAAGGACAGGCAGUGUCGGGGACUGGAGCUCAUCGCCUCUGAGAACUUCUGCAGUCGGGCUGCCCUGGAGGCCCAAGGAUCCUGCCUCAAUAACAAGUACUCAGAGGGCUACCCAGGCAGGAGGUAUUAUGGUGGAGCUGAGGUGGUGGACCAGAUAGAGUUGUUGUGCCAGAAGAGAGCCUUGGAGGCCUUUGACCUGGACCCUGCCCUGUGGGGGGUGAACGUCCAGCCCUACUCUGGCUCUCCCGCAAACUUUGCUGCCUACACCGCCGUCCUCAACCCUCAUGACCGCAUCAUGGGCCUAGACCUGCCUGACGGUGGACAUCUGACCCAUGGUUACAUGUCUGACACCAAGAGGAUCUCUGCUACCUCCAUCUAUUUUGAAUCCAUGCCCUACAAGCUCAAUCCUGCCACAGGACUCAUCGACUAUGACCAGCUGGAGAUGACUGCCCGUCUCUUCCGGCCCAAGUUGAUCAUUGCAGGCACCAGCGCCUACGCUCGCCUCAUUGACUACGCUCGCAUCAAGAAGUUGUGUACGGAGGUGAAGGCCUACCUGCUGGCUGACAUGGCCCACAUCAGUGGCCUGGUGGCUGCGAAGGCUGUCCCCUCUCCGUUCAAGUACGCUGACAUGGUCACCUCCACAACACACAAGUCCCUCCGAGGAGCCAGGGCUGGUCUGAUCUUCUACCGUAAGGGCGUGCGUUCUGUGGACAAGAAGGGGAAGGAGAUCCAUUAUGACCUUGAGGACAGGAUCAACUUCGCUGUGUUCCCCUCUCUGCAGGGGGGACCCCACAACCACGCCAUCGCUGGGGUGGCCGUCGCACUCAAACAGGCACAGACGCCGAUGUUCAGAGAAUACAUCGGCCAGGUGAUGCGGAACUCCAAGGCCAUGGCUGAAGCCCUACUGGGCAAAGGAUACACCCUGGUGUCAGGGGGGACGGAGAACCACUUGGUGCUGGUGGACCUGAGGCCUAAGGGCAUCGACGGAGCCAGAGCAGAGAGGGUUUUAGAGCUGGUGUCCAUCACAGCCAACAAGAACACCUGCCCUGGGGACAAGAGUGCUCUGGCGCCUGGGGGCCUCAGGCUAGGUGCCCCGGCGCUGACCUCCAGACAGUUCAAGGAGACAGACUUUGUCAAGGUGGUGGAGUUUAUGGAUGAAGGCUUCAAGAUCGCCCUGGACGUCAAGAAGAAGACUGGGAAACUAGCAGACUUUAAGAACUUCUUGUUGGAGGAUCCAGAGACAGUGGCCCGCAUGGCAGAGCUGAGGAAACGAGUGGAGGCCUUCGCACGGCCCUUCCCCAUGCCCGGCUUUGAGGAUCACUAGACCCUCCACACACACACACCGAGAGAGAGAGAGAAGCAGCUCUGUUCCAAUAUCCAACACAAGCAUACUACUUAGAAUGAAGCAGCAAUGUAUUUGGAUGUGAGUUUUAAGUGGUAGGCUAUUAUGGACAUUGGAACUUGGUGGUGGUCAGUGAUUGGAGUCAGACUCGGCGGAACCUCGCAGACUUAUCCAAACAGAUGGGAGACCUUGGUUAAUCCUUUGAUGUCAUCUGUUGACCUCUGACCUAACGUGAGGGUAAUUCUGUAGCUUGUAAUCCCUUUGUACGUUUCUACUCUGUAUGUUUACACACAAAAAAAAUCAUUAUUUUCCAAGUGUUAUUUUCUGCAUGUUUUAACAUUGUAGUGUAGAAGAAAGAGCUCAACGUCACCCCUGAGAGAAAUCAGUCAUCUAAUCUUAAACUCCCCUGUGACAUUGGCUGUCACCGCAAAGGUAGUGACUUGGAUAACAUUUAUUUGAAGCACAAAGUCUUAAGCUGUAAAUUGAACACAUUGUCUUAACUUGGUGGCUAGAUGUUCAUGAUUUGAGAUUUGAUAAUACACGUCUGUCGUACUACCCUA